This is a messenger RNA of Pecten maximus, 3007 nucleotides long. RefSeq lists its product as uncharacterized. The record is from RefSeq and is a predicted model, not a curated record. Bases 52 to 1089 code for a protein of 345 amino acids. The transcript has 2 exons. NCBI's taxonomy places the organism in Eukaryota, Metazoa, Mollusca, Bivalvia, Pectinida, Pectinidae.
UUUUCUCAGGCAAUAAAACAUUCCAAUGUUUUUUAUGUUAGUAGUGCUGGUAUGAGUGACAUCGACUGUGAUGACGAUAGCAUUGAAAUUUGUUGCUGCAUCUGUAUUGGAAUCUUUGAUUUCCUCUGUGAUGAUGACGAUGAUGACGAUGAUUCUUGUUGCAUUAAGCAUUUGGAUUGUGAUUGGGACGAAACUGAAUGCAAAAACCCAUGUCGAUGUAAACGACGACAAAAUCCACAAAAUUCAAAUCAACACCAACAAAAUCUACUGCAUGCUGCAAAUGUACAACGAACACAACCAUCCCAAUCACUGGUAACACUGGAAAAUGUUGAUCCUGUCGAGGAUGUAGUGACACAACUGUCCCCAUCACUGGUACCACUGGAAAAUGUUGAUCCUGUCGAGGAUGUAGCGACACAACCAUCCCAAUCACUGGUAACACUGGAAAAUGUUGAUCCUGUCGAGGAUGAAGCGACACAAUUGUCCCCAUCACUGGCAUCACUGGAAAAUGUUGAUCCUGUCGAGGAUGUAGCGACACAAUUGUCCCCAUCACUGGCAUCACUGGAAAAUGUUGAUCCUGUCGAGGAUGUAGCGACACAAUUGUCCCCAUCACUGGCAUCACUGGAAAAUGUUGAUCCUGUCGAGGAUGUAGCGACACAAUUGUCCCCAUCACUGGCAUCACUGGAAAAUGUUGAUCUUGUCGAGGAUGUAGCGACACAAUUGUCCCCAUCACUGGCAUCACUGGAAAAUGUUGAUCCUGUCGAGGAUGUAGCGACACAAUUGUCCCCAUCACUGGUAUCACUGGAAAAUGUUGAUCCUGUCGAGGAUGUAGCGACACAAUUGUCCCCAUCACUGGUAUCACUGGAAAAUGUUGAUCCUGUCGAGGAUGUAGCGACACAAUUGUCCCCAUCACUGGUAUCACUGGAAAAUGUUGAUCCUGUCGAGGAUGUAGUGACACAACUGUCCCCAUCACUGGCAUCACUGGAAAAUGUUGAUCUUGUUGAAGAUGUAGUUACACAACCAUUCCCACCAUUUGUAAAAACAGAAAAUGUUGAUCCUGUCAAAGAUGUGUGCGGCUAUGGGCGAUAUUGAUUGUGGCGACUGUGAUUGUGGAGACUGUGAUUGUGGCGACUGUGAUUGUUUUGGCGACAGCAACUGUUGCGGCGACGACUGCUGUGAGUGUAACUGUGGAUUUUGUGGCUUCUGCCCAUGUGACUGUGACUGCUGUGGAGGAGACAAUGUUACCCACUCAGAUGGAGCUGGCCACCACCAUCACAAUGGCUGCAGCUCAAUAGUGUGCUUCUGUUUCUAUGAUGAUAGCACGGGUAAUUGCUGUGGUGAUAGCUCUACAGAUAGAUCCAGACGACGUAGAGAAGAUCCUCCACCAGGAUCAUACUUACAGCAAACUGAAAAUCCACAGAUACAGCAACCAUCGGCUCCAGUGGAUGAUGGUGAACCACCACCAUACCAUACAUUGUUUGAUCCUGACAAAGAUGUAGUGACCAUUCAGCCACAGAAUCUCAAUUCAACAGACCAUCCUAUCACUGAACAGCCAAAGGGCACAGCAUUGUAAUGCCAUACAAUGGUAAUAUGUAAACAACUAUUGUCCAAUCAACACUAACAAAGCUUGUGAACUGUUAGUAUAGACAUAGCCAAUGGAACAUUUUCCAUCUCUCCCGUUAAUUUUUGAGGUGACACCAUAUAUUAUUUAGAUAUCUAUAUUUUAGAUAUCAUAAGUAUUUACAAUGUCUGAAAUAACUAUCAUUUUGUUGCUUUUACACUAUGCCUAUGUCAGCAUGAUGUAAGAUUGUGAGAUGAUCACCUACAGCUAACAUAAACUGGGGAAGAUCUAUAGCAUAGCCUUUCAAUUUGUGUCUCAUUUCAAAAACUCAAUAUGUCCUGAACUUCAUCGCAUAAUACGCAUAAUAAUUCCAACAUAUAUUGUUUGAACCUCAUUGUGUAAGCAUUGACCAUCCCAAAUGUGUGUGUAAACAGUAGCCUCCCUUUGUUGAUUUCCAUAUACAAUAAACAUUUGGUCAAAUUCAUGUUUCAAACCUGUUGGUCACCAACGUAAAAACCUGAUUCAGCUCGGGACGAAACGAAGAACUUGAUUUCUUCUACACAUGUGUCUGAUUUGUAUUUCUUGCCCAAAAUUUUGCGACAAAGUAGUUUCUGAUCUUAUGGCCUCUACUACUACUAUAUUUACCUGGUGUAACAGUUGAAGAAUAGGUCGGACAUAUUUUCAGUUUUUCUACAAGGAUCUCUAAGUUUUAACACUCAGCACAGAGUAUGUAGGUACUACCACAUAGAUAUGUAGCGAACUAAUUUCCACUGAACUAUAUAACUAUAUAUGCAAUAAUUUUUAUCAAUUUUAUUGAUGAAAUAAUCAAAAGGAUUAACAAGGUCAAUACAGAGGACAUAUGAUACAUUACAUGUAGAAACAUGAUGGUCUAUUAACAAUAUAAUUAUACAUAAGUUUAGAAAAUAGAUAUUUAAUUCAGAUUUCUAUUAUAUAUUGAUGCAAUGAUAUUGAUACGUUUAAUAUAUAUUUAACUGCUUUAGAUGUUUAAAUAUGAAAUGCUUCAGGUCACAUCAAUAGAGCUAAUUUUGCUCAUGCUGUUGAUGGUGUCAUUGACAAUAUCAGCUCAUGCUGUUGAUGGUGUCAUUGACAAUAUCAGCUCAUGCUGUUGAUGGUGUCAUUGACAAUAUCAGCUCAUGGUGUUGAUGGUGUCAUUGACAAUAUCAGCUCAUGGUGUUGAUGGUGUCAUUGACAAUAUCAGCUCAUGCUGUUGAUGGUGUCAUUGACAAUAUCAGCUCAUGCUGUUGCUGGUGUCAUUGACAAUAUCAGCUCAUGGUGUUGAUGGUGUCAUUGACAAUAUCAGCUCAUGGUGUUGAUGGUGUCAUUGACAAUAUCAGCUCGUGCUGUUGUCAUUGACAAUAUCAUAGAUUAUUUUUAUAUACCACUGCUGUUCAUGUUUACAUCAAACACAUUAAAAACAAUAACAUUGAA